Oreochromis niloticus (Nile tilapia) is the source of this 10359-nucleotide messenger RNA. RefSeq names its product Nance-Horan syndrome a (congenital cataracts and dental anomalies) (gene nhsa). The transcript has 7 exons. Bases 3501 to 7406 code for a protein of 1301 amino acids. The record is from RefSeq and is a predicted model, not a curated record. Lineage: Eukaryota; Metazoa; Chordata; Actinopteri; Cichliformes; Cichlidae. Gene Ontology annotation, biological process: cell differentiation; lens development in camera-type eye.
UAACAACCAAGCAGUCACCUCUUAAAGUGCCAAAAUCUGCAGUUCCUCUUAUAGCCACUUGAGGCUUGUCUCAAGACGUAACUAAAUCUCCAUAGACUCCCACAUUAAAAUAAAAAAACCAACAAAAAGACAAAACUAAAAUCCACUGAACAAAAAGUGAACCUACAAGCUUCUAAGGUGGCUAUAUCCGACUAACAUAUAGACUCUAUCCGUAAUGCCUUAUAAUAACCCGAAUGCACAAUUUACUUGUACUUAACUGAGGCCUACAUAUUGAUAUUUGGCCUGUUUUUAAAAAGAAAAGUGUAUAAUUGCUGUGAUGUUCAUGUAUUACUGAUGUUUUUUAUGACAAUGCUAAUGGCUGACUCUGAUAGUAUGGAGGCUCAAACAUCAGCUGAGGCUGAGAUCCCCAUUUGUAAGCUGCCUAUAAUCACGAUGGCUCCCUACAUCGCCACCUCGGUGUCCUAAAUUAUAGCUCUCCUGCAUGUAAAGUGUGUUUGUCUGUGUUCCUGUGUCAUAUCUGUGUGUCAUCAGUAGUGCUGGUAUGCUGAAAUGCUGACAGUCAAAUCCUCACACAUAUCUGCCUCCCUGACAGACACACCCACCCAAACUACUAUACGCUGCACGAGCUGUUUGUUCAGCUGGAGUGGGCGCUCCUCCCCGUCUUUCAGUCAAGGAGCAGAGAUGUUAAACUUCAUUGUUUCACAGAAAACUCUCGGGGUCUGGGGCAUCAAUAGCAGCGUCAUAGAGCAAGAAGUUGUCGUGUUUUUCAGCCCCGAUUUGCUCUCCGAGGGUUUUGAACUCCAAAGCGAUGUAGAGCAGAUUUAAGGGCUUGUGUGUUUUUAUUGCUUGGCUGCAGCUCCCACAGGUGCUUUAGGGGAAAGAGUCCAACUUGCUUGUUAUGAUUGUGCUCAACUCUUCCUGAAAUGAGCUCGUUUUUCUUUUUUGUUUUGCUUGUGUGUUUUGAUCAAGCAGAGAACCUGCGUAAAAUUACAGGAAAUACGCUGAAGUGUUUCCACUGGGAGGCCUGAGAGACUCCACAAUCAGCGAUAACAGCUCGGCCUCGCUCGGGGUCAUUUAUUAUCUUUGCUGCAUACUCUCUGCUUCGCAGCUCGCUUUUAGUUUGGAUUUCUGUCUCGUUGCUGGAAACUGUUGCUGCACACUUCAGCAUCAGUGCAGACUUUGCAGUUUUGAGUGUGACGUUAUAGAAGCAGGUUGGUUUGAUCUCGAUCUUUGGUCGCACUUGUCCUGCGGUCUGCUUCUUUUACUGGAAUCAGUUUCGCUGUCGUCUGUUGAGAAAAGUCAUCUGGCGGAAUUUCAACACCAUUUAACAUUUGACUGGAUGAAGUUCAUUUUUUCUCUUUUCCACCUCUGCUGUGUGCUGGUGGUCUCGUACAUGCAGCCACUCAAACCAAACUGGAAGCCAGAAACUUGAGCUGGGGAAUAAAAACAGCCUCCAGACGACAUACUAUGUUCAGAAACUAUAUAAAUAAACAUUUGUCAGAUUGGUUUAUUUUCUAUCUACCAGGGAAACGCAGAAAUUUUACCUUAAGCAAUCUAAUUUUAUACAUAAAGUGAUUUAAGAGUGAAAACUAGUUACUAAAGCUACUUUUAUGGCUGACAUGGCUAACAUAAAAACAUUAUUUGGCAAAAGCACCAACAGAAUGGCUGAAAAAGUAAAGAAUCAAGGUGUUGCAAUGGCGCAGUUAAAGUCCAGACCUCAACCCGAAUGAAAUGCUGUGUCAGGACUUGAGAGUUGCGCAUAAACAAAUUCCCCAACAAACCUCAGCAAUGUCGUAAAGAAGAGUGGGACAGAAUUCCCCCACAGUGAUGUGAGAUGGUGAAAAAGUCAUGCUGCUACUACGUAUUGAAUCACAGGUUGUACUUUAGCUUCCACAGGACUGUACAUCAGAAAAAUGCUAGGCUAAUUUAUCCACAGCAGAAAUUCGGUGUAAAGCAGUUUCCUGGGGAUUUCACCAUGUGGCUCCGUGAUUGAUGUGUGCAUACAAGUGCUCUGUAUUUAAUUUCCUCUCGAUUUUGUCAGGUGAGCAGCUUGCAAGCUGUAUAAAGCACCUUUUGAAUUAUAUCUGCCUGUUUCAUAAUGUUUGGUUUGGUAAGCUGCCUGUUUUUUAUGUCAUUGAAGUAAGCACACACAGAUAUGUAGCUAUCGCCUUUUAGAUCAGUCUUUUUGUUUUUCUCUGUUUUAAAAGAACAGAACAAGUUGCAACACCUCCAUUAUUUUUGAUAAAUCUCUGGCAUGUGUAUUUGGAGAUCUGAGUGGCUUAAGAAAACUUAACUGCUCGGUGCAAACAUUUUGCACCCACAUGGCCAACAUGAAACUAAGACGUACGUAUGGGAACUUUAAGUUCGAACCAGUCUGACGUACUUUUCUUGCCUCCUGUACACACCCAUGCUGUAUACUCCUGUUUCUGCUGGAGAUGUCUCCAUGUGUCUGAGAGGGAAAACAAGCGCAGUAGCUGGUAUUCUCCAGAACUCUGACUUGCGUAAAACUGUCACCACACGCCCAACAGAGUGUGUCACGGGUGCCAUGUGUUCGGUUGCACCCACUAAUUUUACAUCAUGUCAUAACAACGGGACCCAUCAUUACCAAAAUGCUGCUGAUUGCAGGUCAGUAGAAGUUAGGGCGUAAGAGCUACAAGAAACAUAUGUCCUUUAAAAAGACUUAACAGCAUGCAGGAAUUAUAAGAGACAAGACAAAAAGCCCGGACCAAAUAAAAGCAACUCUACAGGGCAUGGCUGAUCUUUAUCUCCUCCUUUUUAGCCGCAAAUAAUAUUUGCUCUUUCAGCUUGAUAGCGCAUGUCCCACGAAGCAUAAUAACCAGCGACCGCCAGGAUUUCAAGGCUUCCUGGCAUCUGUUCCUCUGGCCUGCCAUUCACGAGGCACUUACAUGAACGAGCCCUCCGGGGGCAGCAGGCUAUUCAAGAGUCAGGCCUACUUUCUUUUCUAGCCUUUACCCGGGACCACUUCUUUAUUUUUCUCAGGAAAGUCCCUCAGGACAGGGCCGCAUUCAGAGCCGGGCUGCCGACACGUGAGCCGUAGCCCGGCAGAGGCCCGGGUCUGGCAUCUGUAAAGUGUUGCAAAAGAGAAAGCCUCCGGGGAGCACGCAUGUAGGGAUUAGAGGGAGGUGAAGAUGUUUGGUUCCUGUUCGGGAUGAUAAGAUUUUCUCAGGAGAAGCAAAGCAGGAUUGUUUCCGAUGUAAUGAAAAACAACCCUGCUACUACAGUAGUGCACCUCUACAGAUUCAUCUGAGCUGAAUAAAUAGUUUCAAUUAUAACAAGAUGUGUUCUUCUAAUAUCCUGCUGCAAUCAACUAUUAAUGUGUUUUCUUUCUUUCUUUUUCAUGUGCCCCCUGACUUUCUGCCUUUAUUCUCCCGUUGACAAAUAGCGCUAUCUAACCUGGAUGUGGAGAGUAAGCUGACAGCACAUUUCCAAGCUCCCUGGCAUCAACAGAGAAACGUUUUCCAUCCCUCUACACGGCCAGAAUGUGUGGAAGAGCUCCACAGGCAAGCCAAAACCAGCCUGUGGGCCCAGCACCGAGCAGAUCACCAGAGGAGACGAUCGGGCAGCAGGGAGCGGAGAGUUACCAUCGCAAUCUCACCGGUGCCCCCAACGCCCAUGCAUCCCUCACCUCAGAGGGGAACAAAUUUAACAACGGGGUUGGCUUUGACAGAGAUGCUAGUGUGCGUUGCUCGCUCGUUCACUCGCAGUCUUUGCUUCAGAGGAGACGGAAGCUGAGGAGACGGAGGACUGUUGCCGGCGUUCCCAGACAGGUGCAGCAAGACUUAGAUUCUGAUGACUCUCCUGGCUCCAGAGAGCGGACAGUCAUAGUUCACGCCAGUGCAGAUAUCACCCCUUCCAGCCAGGAGUUUGCCAGCCAUCUCAACACCAGAGACUCCGGUUGUCAGACGGAAGACUUUUUGAUCUCAGGAGCACCAUCUCGAAGGAGGAUCAGGCUUCAGAGAGGCCAGGGAGUCUCACUCUCCCUCUCACAUUCUGCAGGAAACAUCUCCUCCCUCCCUGAGACCUCGGACGCCAUGUUCAGUGCCUCCGUUGGAGCACACCUGCGUUCUCGGAGUCUGCCCCGAGACACCAGCCGGUUGUUGGACAACGGGCAUAACGACAGCGACGAUGAGGAGGACCUUUCCCCCUUCGACACUGAGGGGUUUCUGACUGGAUCCAGGAAGUUGACUCUGAAGGAUGAAGAGGAGAGCACUGAUGACCAGGCCAUGUCUGAACACCAGCUAGGAAGCCUUAAGUACAAGCAGCUGUCACAGAGUCCAGAGCGCAGCUGGAUGGAGCGGACCAGAGCUCACCUGCCUAGAAAAGCUGACAUGGGCAGCUGUGAGAUCUCAUCUAGCUCGGACACCUUCAGCAGCCCUGUGCACUGCGUUUCUGCUGCAGCAGUGCUGGGAGGCCAGAUAGACCAUAAGGAGGACCACCAGUCCUCCAGUGGGAACUGGAGCGGGAGCAGUUCCACAUGCCCCUCCCAGACAUCAGAAACACUCCCUCCUGCCGCAUCUCCACCUCUGACCGGCUCCUCCCACUGUGACUCUGAGCUCUCUUUAAACGCUGCCACUCACACUAACGACGACCAGACAGGCUUUUUGCUGGACCACUAUCAGGGCCUUAGGACCCAAAGAGCAGGCUCCUUCUCCUCCACAGCUAUGGACAUAUUAGAAGAAGUAGGUGUCAGCACUCCCAUCGAGGGGGAGUGGAGUUACCCCAAUCCAGAGCCUCCGGGGUCACAGGGCUUCAGCCCCGAGCCAAGCAGAGAGCCUGGAAGCAGUCUGGGCUGCCCCAGUUUCACCAGUAUGGCUACCUGUGAGAGCAGCUUCUCCGACAAACCACCGUCAGAGAAAGCAGACACCGUCUCACACUACUCUGUGGACAACGAAGGUUACUACACCUCCAUGCACUUUGACUGCGGCCUGAAAGGUAGCCGAAGCUUCACUUAUAAUAACUAUGCACCCUCAGGCACUGACUGUGGCCUGUCAGACUCAAGUGGUCACAUGACUCUGGGAAGACGCUGCCUCUCCUUAAAAAAGCCAAAGGUGAAGCCAUCGCCACCUAAGAGGAGCUCCUCAUUAAGGAAAAUAUGCAGUGAGGGAAACAUCCCCGUUAAGAAAGAACCAAAGAUUACAUGUGGGCAGCAACUUCCUCUGUCUGCAAAGGAGAGGAAACUGCAGCUGGCUUUUUCUGGCUCUCCGGCUCACACUGAAAACUCCUCACUGGUCAGGGAAACCCGGGUAGGCUGGGGGGUUGAGGGCUCAGCUGAUCUACCAGACUUAGUCUCCACAGAUACACAUUCAUUUAAGGAUGAGGGCGUUUUGCAGUCAGACUAUGCAGAUCUGUGGCUCCUGAAUGAUUUGAAAUCCACUGAUCCUUACCGAUCGUUGUCAAACUCCAGCACAGCUACGGGUACGACGGUUAUCGAAUGCAUCAAGUCACAGGAUAGCUCAGAGUCGCAGACGUCCCAGUCUGGCUCCAGAGCUACCACCCCUUCACUUCCAUCAGUCGAGGGAGAUUUCAAGCUCACAUCCCCUGAGAAGCUGGCAAGCCUGGCAAGCCCAUCCAGUGGCUACUCCAGUCAGUCAGAAACACCUACUUCCUCAUUUCCCUCUACCUUCUUCCCUGGGCCACUGUCUCCAUCAAGUGGUAAAAGGAAACCCAAAGUCCCAGAGAGGAAGUCCUCUCUCUCAUCACUGUCACUUCAGUCACUGUCCUCCAGGGAUGGCGCAACCUCAAAGAGGGAUCUAGAGCUGCCAAUUAUCCCUCCCUCUCAUCUCGACUUAAGUGCCCUUCAUAGCGUCAACAACAAGGCGACAGCUUACAAGACCCAGAUGCAAAUCCUUCACCAGAACAAACAAAAAGCAGCAGUGUCAGCCAAGCCUAUAGUACCUCACAACCCAGAGGUAUUCAAUGCCCAUUGCCUGUCCAUUACACCCACGGUGCUGAACUCAGUACACCUCCGAUCAAUCAGUAAGGAGCAGCACGAAAAUCACACAGCUUCCAAAUUCCAAUAUCCCACUGUGAACUCACCUAGCAAACUUUCCACUAGUAAAUCUUUAGAGCUUAAGAGUCCUGUGCUGUACAACUCACACCACCAUCAUCUUCACCCAUCCUCAAAGGAGUCAGGUGUGUUUACCUCAAAUGAAGAGCUUACAAGUGGAAGGUCAGCAUGUGAGACUGAGACGAGGAACGAGCCGGAGCAAGAGGCUCCUGCAAAGUGUGUGACAACAGUCAGGCUCCAGUCAGACUCAUGUUUGGACCAGAAAGGUCCAGAAGUCCCCGAACAAACCACAAGUCAAGAAAGAGAGACCUGUAGAGAGCUGCCAGAAACACCUGCCUGCCUCGGAGACUUCAGCUCACAGUCUGAGACUUUACAGCAACAGCACUCUGAAGAAGAAGAAGAAGAGCCAUAUCCUCCUCCUCCUCCUCCUGUCCUACACAGUUCCCCCAAUAGACCCAGCAGUGUGGAUAAAGUGCCUGCUACUGACAGUCAGUCGGAGACGCCGCAAAGCAGUCCAAUCAGCAAUGAAGACAGCAAAGAAAUGGAUUCAUUGGGCGAUUCAUCUGAAUGUACCUCACAGGACAGCAAGGAGGAGUCCAUGCCAGACAUGGAGGACUAUUUUAGUAAAGACUCGACUCUCAGUGACAGCACUGUGUCCUCAGUGCAUGAUGAGUCAAGGCCAGAGGAUGACACCGUGUUUCUGUCCCCCACUAAAUCUCGCACCACUGAGGAUUUAUUCGCUAUGAUACACAGGUCUAAAAGGAAAGUGUUGGGGAGAAAAGACUCCGCCGAGUUGGGUGUGAGGAACCGCCUUGGUGGCGCUUCGGGGAACACGCCACCUAACAGCACUGCAAGCUCCCCUAUCUCUGUGGCAUCACCUUCCUCCGCCGUGACCCCACCUGGCCUGCACAGAGUCCCCGGUCCAAUCUACAGGAACGCAAAAAAGUCCAGCACCUCUAACGAGGAGUUCAAACUACUGCUGCUUAAAAAGGGAAGCCGCUCUGACACUAGUUACCGCAUGUCAGCUACAGAGAUCCUCAAGAGUCCCAUCACCCCUAAAUCACUUGGAGACACUCUAAUGGAGUCACCCAAACACCCUGACGACAACACCUUCCCUCAGCAGCAGCCCCAAUCAGGACAAGACCACCUUUCCAGCCCCUACUUGAAAACCAACGCAGAGGGCUUUUCACCGAAAUCCUUCCAUACAUCUGCGGCCUCAAGGCAGGGACGCUCCAGGAUCCCACCACCUGCCAACAGCAGCCGCUACAGCAUGCGCAGCAGGCUGUACUCAACGCCCAUGCAGGCCAUCUCUGAGGGUGAGACGGAGAACUCGGACGGGAGCCCUCAUGACGACCGCUCAUCGCAGGGCUCCACGUAGAAAAAACAGCAAUAAUUUAGUCAUUUUAUUAGUUUACAGCAAAAAAAAAACCAGAAUGAGGAGAGAAGGAGAGGAAAUUAGAAGAACAUGAACAUUUUUUAAAAUCAUAAAUUUAGUAAUUGGUGUUUUAUACAGACUGCAUUUCUAAGAAAACAUCUUUAUGAAAUGAACAGUUGGCAUUAGAAACUUGAUUGUUUUGCGUCUGCAUUAUAUGGAAAAAUAUGAUUUACAAAUCGAAAAAUCUUCUCAGUUCUAAAUUUAAAGGGGGACCUAUUUUUCUCUUCCUUAUUUUCUAUCAUAUAUGUAUGGAAGCCCGUUUCCGCCACACAAAAAAAAAAAUUAUCCAUAACUCGAAAUUUCAAGUUAUCUUUCUCGAAAUUUCAACUUAUUUUGAGAAAAGUAACUCCAAAUUUCGAGUUAGUUCUGCUGAUCUAUCUACGUGACAUUUAUCUACGUGAAUAACAUCAUUUUCUUAUUACCCGGAAGGAUAUGGCGCAGAGGAAUGCAGACUCAAAACCGGAUCGCAACAAAUUGGCGCUUUUGAGAGUAUGUUUGCUGAUAGUAACGCCAUGUGAUUCAGCUAAUAACACAAGGAUUUCAUCAUUCGUGAAGCCACGCUGAAAAUACUCAGCAAUUUGUGCAUUCCUGACUGGCUGUAAUACUCGUAGCUUAGCUGUAGCAUUUGUAGCUGAGGGCUUCAGCUUCCAGGUAACAAGGAAAUGACGUAAUUCACGUACAUUACUGAUUGGCAGCGCAACUGUUACUUUUCUUAAAAUUUUGAGUUAAUAAGUCAAAAUUUUGCGAAAAUAACUCGUAAUUUGGAGUUAUAAAUACUUUUUUUUUUUUUUUGUGGCAGAAACGGCUUCCAUAUUUUUGUGAUGCUUGUAGCAACACGUGGCCAGAGUUUAAGGUAUAAUAAUGAGGUCAGUGCAUGUAAAAGUAAUCUUUUUUUAACCUAAAACUCUGUCAGAAUGAAUGGAGAUCCCCAGUAGGGUCAGAGGCGGUACCAUCCCAUAUAAAAUAAAUAAGCAUUAUUAUGAACUGUGAAUCACUCUAAGCUACUCUAGAGUCCACAAAUAAAAGUAUGGAGCUGGAAAUGAGCUUAAUAGUUGUUCUGUUAGUUUAAGGCACAUUUCCCACAGUCUUGUAGACCCAACCCAACAACAGAACUUUUUUAGAAGUAAGUAGGAGAAGUUGAUCUGUUUUAAUUAACCAUAUGUAUUCUGUGAAUACAAUUAGACAGACAUUUCCUCUAACCAGUUACAUCAAAUUAUUUUAAUACCAUCAAAAUGAACAUCAGAAUUGAGAAAUGUCAACAUUCAGUCCCUAUUCAUAUUUCCUGUAAACAGAAUUGAUACAAUGUAUAUUUUAUUCAGUUUGUCAUAUACUAAAUUAUAUCAAAGCUUAUUAUUAGAAUAUUUUAACAUACUGUACAUAUUGCAAGAAAUGGAAGACGUAACUAGUGGUGAGACAGGAAGUGUCAAAGCCGAGCACUAACUUGACAAUCUCGUGAGACAAGAAAGGAGCAGGUGUUAACAUGGGACAUGAAAAAGUGAUCAAAAAGUUCGAGGCAGGGAACUCGGAGAGCUGGAAGAGAACGCGGAAGUCAUAAAGAAAAACUUACCAAUGGUCAUUUCUGGUUUGCUGACAUGAUGUGUUUAUGCAUUGUCGAAAGAGGCAAGUGGAAAGUACUCAGAGGAUCAAAUAUGCCUUAUUUUAUCCAACAGGAGAAAAUAUGUGGUGAAGCAGCUGAGGUCACAGCAAGUUGAGUGUUUUUGUGAGAUUUUUGAUUGUGUGGUUAAACAUGGAGCCGGGUGAUUAAGUCUCUUGAAAAGAGAAAUGUCUGGAUUUGGCAUUUUCUGCCCCUCAAUAUUCAAAAAAUAUAACUUCUAUAUUUUCUGUCUCAAACCAAUCUAAAUAUAUUUAUUUUUAUAACAUACACAGAAAACCUUUGAUCAAAAAAACGCAAUGAAGUGCUGGAACCUUUACAGCCAGAUUUUAUUUAGAUACUUAUUUUGUUUGCGUUUUAGAUCUUAUAUCAGACACUGGUUGCAGAGACAAAUUGGAAACUUAAUUAUUAAAUUUCAUUAAAAAGUGUAAUUAAAUGCCAAAAAUAUAAAUGUAAGGUUUUGGUUGUAACCCUGGGAUAUUUUAGUCCUGUGUAUUCACCAUAAUUUUAUAAGUACAUGGAGCUUAUUGGAGUGAUGGUACUCAAACAUUAUGCAAAACUGGCAGAAACUUUGUUCUUCCCUGUAGGUAUGCUGUCAAUACCCUUUUAAUUUUCAUGUUAAUAACACUAUAUAACAGGGUACACAAUGAGUUAAGUCUGUGAACCUUCAUUCCAACUUUUUUGUUUUUUUCCUGCACUGACAAAGUGAUGUUUGUGAAGUUUUUUGUCUCUUGCUGUACCUGGAGAUAUUUAUAGAUGUGUACAUGCAGCUGUUUCCUUGAAUAAUAUUCACACCCCGAGGAUGCUUUAGGAGUGGAGUACAGAAAUGCUUCUACCAAAGGCUAAAAACACGUAGUGGCAUUGAACUGUUGUUCUCCUCUCGUUUACUUGACUGAAAUGUUCUUGAAAACACAAACCAAUAAUAAAGAACUAAACUUGCGGUACUAGAUGCAUUUCAUCUAGAUACAGACCAACCUCUGUAUACAGUACUUGUAGGUUUUAGGGGUUUUUUUGUACAAACUUGUAAAUUAAAUAACGUUUUAGAAUUGUUACAAAGGUUGUUGAAUUGCUUCUUAUGUAAAAUAAAAAAAAACAUGUUUUUAAAGUUUACAUUAAUUUCAGACCUUUGUAUAUUUUUGAGCUGUGGAACACUUUGUCUUGUAUUUAUUUUUUAGUAAGCAUUCUUGAAAUCCCAUAGUAAAUCCUAUCAAAGCCAACUGCUAGCACAACAGGCUGCUUAGCAAAUGUGUAUAAAAAGAUGAAUAAAUGUGACUGCUUUGAAAA